Molecule: messenger RNA, 1806 nt
Organism: Marmota flaviventris (yellow-bellied marmot)
Lineage: Eukaryota; Metazoa; Chordata; Mammalia; Rodentia; Sciuridae
Source: RefSeq, a predicted model, not a curated record
AUGGAGGAAGCAGAAAGCUUAAAGCUAGGACAAGAUAAUGACAUCUGCCUGCCUGUGGGAUUCACCGGGCCAGUCUUCCAGGCAAGUUACUCCCAUCCGAACCUUCAGAAUAUUCAACCUCCUCAAGUUUCUCCUCAAAUACAAGAUUUUCAAAGGCUUAUCAACAAUCUCCCCACAAAUUCACAUACUGAUGUGCCCAACUAUAACUUACAGUUGUCAAAUGUAAGUAAUGAAAAUAAUCAAGGCAUAAUUGAUCAUCCCCAACAAACUGUUUCAAUCUGUAGUCCCUUACAUCUCAGUUGUGCACAAACUAUAGCAGAUGAAAUGUCAGUGAGUACAAUAAACAGCUCUAUUCAGAUGAUGCCAGUAGGAGAGGCCCAGGCAGAAGAUCAAUCCUGCAACAAACGGAAAAUUAUUAGGAAACCACAAAUAGCGAAAAGAGUGCCAAUUCGAAAAGCACCACAUAUUUUUCCAGAUCCAGCACCUGAGAGGAAAAGAACAGCCCCCAUUAACCCUGCAUACACAAUUCGAAAGUCACGGAUUGCUAAUAGUGUCCAAAUGCGGCCAUAUAGGGAAAGGGUAAUUCACUUAUUGGCACUGAAGGACUACAAGAAAUCCGAGCUGCUUAUUAGACUGCAGAAAGAUGGCAUUGAAAAAAGUGACAAGAAUUCCCUUGGAAAUAUUCUUUACCAGGUAGCUGACUUAAAUACCCAGAAUUUUUCAUAUUCCUUAAAGAAUUGCAUUUAUAGAGAGAUCCAGAGAGAUUGGCCUGGAUAUAGUGAACUAGAUAAGCAAUCAUUGGAUUUGGUACUUUCUACAAAAAUGGAUUCAUUUCAGAAUGCUACUGACACCCAUCACCCAGAAUCUUCUAUAGAUUCUAUUAAAGAUGGCACAUCAUCUUCUCAAACUAAGCUUUUAAAGUUGGAUGGUACUGAUUAUUUAAUGAAAAGAGGGCCUAGAAUAUCUCACCUGACAACUUCAGCACAGCCAAGAUCAAAUAACUACUUGACUAAUAACCAGGAAAAAUCCUCUGUAACUCCAGCCAAACAGAGCUGCCCAGCAUUUUCUACAACCUACCCAUCCAUUUCAAAUACUUCUUUGCCUGUAAAUUCCAACAGUAAUUCCUGUAGCAAUCCACAAAGAUGUGGAACUCAAGAUCCAUAUAUGGGCAGUGUCAGUCAAGAUACUAUUAUCUUUCCAAGCCAACCUAAAGAGCAUACUUCUUUGGAAAACUUAGCUUCUAUCUCAUUUCAAAUGUAUCCAAAGCUGGGGGAGAAGAAAAAUUUGGUAUCUGAUGAGAAGUUUAAACAUAAAGCAAAAAAACAAAGUUGUAAUACUGACAUGACAGAGAAGAAGACAAGUUCUAAAAACCAAGAUAAAGUUACAAACGCAAAUUCUAGCAAAGCAUUUCAAAAAGAAAGUUCUACCUCUGAGAAUACCUAUUCAGCAUCUGGACUUGAGGAUUAUUUGACUAAAUAUCACACUAUAGUUUCUCCAGAGCAACGUUGGCAUUAUGAACAGGAAUUUAGAGUAGAUUAUGAUGAAUAUCAGACAUUGUAUGCCAAGAUGCUGAACUUAUCUAAAGUUUUUAUUAGCUUAGAAUCAGAAAGGAAGCUGGUAUCUCCAAACUCAAAAGAGUAUCACAAUAUAAAUCAAAGAAUCUCACUAGAAUAUCAGCAGAUGAGACAGCUUAACCCUAAUUUUGCUGCAGAAAAAUGUAGAUGUGUAUAUCUUUACAACAAGCUGGUUCAUAUUAAAAAAUUAAUAAAUGAUUUUGACCAGCAGCAAGCAACAUCAAAGCACUAA